AGAGCGGGAGGAAGGCGGGGCGCAGGGCGGGCUGCUGCAGGGGCGGGGCUUGCGGGCUGUCGGGCGGGGGGCGGGGAACCCUAGUCCCCGCCGGACCCCGCCUGCUCCGGCGCCCGCGGCGGCGGCGCGGCCAUGAAGCUGAAGCUGAAGAACGUGUUUCUCGUCUACUUCCUGGUGUCGAUCGCCGGCCUCCUCUACGCGCUGGUGCAGCUCGGCCAGCCAUGUGACUGCCUCCCUCCCCUGCGGGCAGCGGCAGAGCAGCUUCGGCAGAAGGACCUGAGGAUUUCCCAGCUGCAAGCUGAUCUCCGACGCCCACCCCCUGCCCCUGCCCAGCCCCCUGAACCCGAGGCCCUGCCUACUAUCUAUGUUGUUACUCCCACCUAUGCCAGGCUGGUACAGAAGGCAGAGCUGGUACGGCUGUCCCAGACGCUGAGCCUGGUGCCCCGGCUGCACUGGCUACUGGUGGAGGACUCUGAGGGUCCCACCCCGCUGGUCUCAGGGCUGCUGGCUGCCUCCGGCCUCCUUUUCACACACCUGGCCAUCCUCACCCCCAAGGCCCAGCGGCUUCGCGAGGGUGAGCCAGGCUGGGUUAGGCCUCGUGGUGUAGAGCAGCGGAACAAGGCCCUGGACUGGCUCCGGGGCAGAGGGGGUGCUGUGGGGGGGGAAAAGGACCCACCACCGCCGGGGACCCAAGGAGUCGUGUACUUUGCUGAUGACGACAACACCUAUAGCCGGGAGCUCUUUGAAGAGAUGCGAUGGACCCGUGGUGUCUCAGUGUGGCCUGUGGGGCUGGUGGGCGGCCUGCGAUUUGAGGGCCCUCGGGUGCAGGAUGGCCGGGUUGUGGGCUUCCACACAGCAUGGGAGCCCAACAGGCCCUUCCCCGUGGAUAUGGCUGGAUUUGCUGUAGCCCUGCCCUUGCUGCUGGCUAAACCCAAUGCCCAGUUUGAUGCAGCUGCUCCCCGGGGCCACCUGGAGAGCAGUCUCCUGAGCCACCUCGUGGAUCCCAAGGACCUGGAGCCACGGGCUUCCAACUGCACUCGAGUACUGGUGUGGCAUACACGGACAGAGAAGCCCAAGAUGAAGCAAGAGGAACAGCUACAGCGGCAGGGCAGGGGCUCAGACCCAGCCGUUGAGGUGUGAUGGCGGCCCCACCCUGACUACCACCUCAUUUCAGGCACAGACCUUGUGGGACUGGGCCCCAGGCCUGCCCAGGAUGUGGUUUUCAAAGUCCUGACCCUCAAAGCCAGAGGUGGCCCCUCUGUCCCUCCAGCCCCAGGGCAUGGCCCAGCUGGUUCUCCUGGGGGAGCCCAGCCUGCCGUGUAGCACUGCCCACAGGCUGGAGACAAGUGGCCCUUGUCUUGAGCCCGGUCAGCCCUGCCUGGGGUGGAAGAGGACAGAUGGACUCAGGAGGGAGGGAAGCUGAGGAACUGGGUAACUUAUUGGGGCUGGGCAUGCGCUGGGGGGCUGGAAGAGCUGGGCUGGACCCUCCCCACCUGAGCAUGCUGACACCCCCCACCCCCCCACGCUUCUACCUCCAGAAUAAAGAAUCCCAACCUGGA
This is a messenger RNA of Cynocephalus volans (Philippine flying lemur), 1559 nucleotides long. RefSeq names its product beta-1,3-glucuronyltransferase 3 (gene B3GAT3). The transcript is spliced from 5 exons. The record is from RefSeq and is a predicted model, not a curated record. Gene Ontology annotation, molecular function: galactosylgalactosylxylosylprotein 3-beta-glucuronosyltransferase activity. Lineage: Eukaryota; Metazoa; Chordata; Mammalia; Dermoptera; Cynocephalidae. The coding region runs from base 133 to 1140 and encodes 335 amino acids. Gene Ontology annotation, cellular component: Golgi membrane. Gene Ontology annotation, biological process: carbohydrate metabolic process; chondroitin sulfate proteoglycan biosynthetic process.